Melanaphis sacchari is the source of this 3838-nucleotide messenger RNA. Its product is annotated as UDP-N-acetylglucosamine--peptide N-acetylglucosaminyltransferase 110 kDa subunit-like. The transcript is spliced from 7 exons. Lineage: Eukaryota; Metazoa; Arthropoda; Insecta; Hemiptera; Aphididae. Gene Ontology annotation, molecular function: protein binding; protein N-acetylglucosaminyltransferase activity. Bases 401 to 3838 code for a protein of 1145 amino acids. The record is from RefSeq and is a predicted model, not a curated record. Gene Ontology annotation, biological process: protein O-linked glycosylation.
CUUCCGAAGUGUUUUGAGGUUGUAAUGCACCGUCAUUCUAACCCAUAUCCUUCCAGUGUAUUUUUCAAGUAUAGUUUAGUCGAAAAAUUUUGUUUAUUUCAUUAACUUCACGAGACCAAAGCGUGUUUGCUAGUUCAUUUCAAUGGAUUUAAAUACAUUUUAGUAAACCGGAGUACUGGAGUCAGAAAGUCUUUAAUACAUUUUGUACUGCAUGCUUUUAACACCUUCUACGGUUCUGUCGUAGUGAGUAUAGAUAGUACGUGCUGUAAAGUCUCUUAUAUAGGAUCUCUAGUAGUCUACUGUAUGGCAUAGCUGUAUUUUAUAAUAUUAUUGUGUUCUUGUCGCGGCUGAAGACUACUAUUAUUAAAUAUUUGAAAAUCGGAAUAAAUAUAUUUCGAAGAUGUUUUGUCCAGAUCAUGUAAAAUGCGAAUCACCAAUAUCUGUUAUUACAAAUAUUUUGUCAGAAAGUAACCCUAAAAAAUUUGAGGACAUCUCCAAAAAAUUUAAAUUAUUAGGAAUAACAAAAGUUAAAGAUUUGGCACGAGCAACCUUUGGAAUGGCAUAUUCAAUAAACUUAGGCGAUGAGACCAUUAAGACUCUUUAUAAAGCCUUAGAGGUACAUUACAAUUACCUUGCUGAUCUUCAAAUAUCUGCGAAAUUAGAACUUCAAAAUGGAAAUUUCAUCAAAACUCGGCAAAUAUGUGAAGAACUACUUCGGCAUUUACCUAAUGAUUUAAAUAUUAUAACUCUUAUGGCUGAAUCAUUUUUCAAAUGCGGAAACUAUGAAAAAUCUUUUAGUUUCCUGAGAUUGGCUAUAAAUAUAAAUCCAAAUUCUUUUGAAGUGUUGAAUAACAUUGCAUCUAAUUAUUGGAAACAAUCCCAAUAUGAUUUAGCAAAAAAUUACUUAUCUGAAGCUAUUUUUAAGAAACCUUCUUAUAUCAAUGGUUGGAUUAAUUAUGCUGAAGCAUUAUUUAAAACAAAUGAUGCAAAAUCUGCUGAAUAUAUUUAUAUCCCGAUUUUAAAUUUAAAACCGGAUUUAUAUACUGUACGAAACAAGUAUGGAAAAUUCCUUCUUUCUUUAAAUAGAUUAAAAAAUGCUAAACAGCAAUUUAAGAUUGCCCUGAAAAGUGCCCCAGAAUUUCAAGAAACUUUAUGCAAUUUAGGAGACGUAUAUUUCAAGACUGAUAAAUUUGACAAAGCUAUUUUAAAUUAUCAUAAAGCUUUAGAAGUAAAUUCUAAUUUAAAAAAUACUUUAGUUAAUUUAGGAUUAGCAUAUCUCAAAGUAACAGAGUAUUCUAAAGCAGUUAAUUCAUUUGAAAAAGCUAUUGAAUUAGAUCCGGAUAAUAUCUCUGCUUUAAGAUAUUUAGCAGUUACAUAUUGUUAUCAAGAUAACAUGUUAUUGUCUGUUGAAACCUAUAAAAAAUGUUUAAAACUUCAACCUGAUAAUCUAGAUAUUACUUUAGAAUUGGCUUUGGUUUACUUUCACAAUCUUGAAAAUUUUGAAGAAGCUGAAAAUUAUUUUGAAAAAUGUAUUGAAUUGAAUUCACAAAGAGAAGAUUUAUAUAAAUAUCUUUUUGCAGUAUACCAAAAGUUAAAUAAAUAUAAAAAUGCAUCAGACAUUAGCAUUUCAUUAGGCGAUUUGUAUUUAGAUAGAUCUGAUCUAGAAAAUGCAAGAAAUGCAUUUAUUACUGCUGCGUAUUUUAAUCCUGAGAAUGUAUAUGGUCAUUGGAAAGUUGGACUUAUUAUGCAUCUACUGGGUCAUUUUAACUUGGCUUUAAUCAGGUAUAGAAAAGCUAUUGAAUUGAAUCCAAAUUUUGCCCAUGUUUACUGUGAUAGUGCAAUAAUUUAUGAAAAAUUUGAUAAAAACGAAAUGGCUCUAGAUUAUUAUAAAAUGACUCUUUUACUUCAACCAGGUCAUUUAAAUGCUUUACUGAAUAUGUUAUUUCUAAAACAAAAAUUGGGCCAAUAUGAUGAUAUUGAAGUCUUUAAUACAGUUCUUCGAAUUGAUGAACCAGAUGCUUUUCAAAUACAUUUAGAUUUUGCAAAUUUUUUGUACAAGGAAUUUAGAAAUCUUGAUGUUGCUAUUCUUCAUUAUGAAAAAGCUUUGACAUAUGACAAUACAUCAGUUGAAAUAUAUUUAUGUUUGGGAAACAUAUGUAUCAAGUUAAACAAUAGUAAAGAUGCAUUACGUCAUUUUUAUAUGGCAAUUCAGCUUGAUUCACUAUGUUUAGAAGCUUAUAUUAACAUUGGUUCUAUACAAAAAGACAAUAAUAAUUUUGUUGAUGCAAUUCAUGCAUAUGAAACUAUACUAAAACUAAAACCAGAUUUUCCAGAAGUAUUUUGUAAUUUAGUACUAUGUUUACAAAAAGUUUGUGACUGGUCAAAUUAUGAUUCUCACAUGGUCAAAUUAAAAGAAAUAGUUAAUAGACAACUUGAUGAUGAUAAAGUUUUGACCUUAUUGCCUCAUGAUUCAUUGUUGUUUCCAUUAUCGUUUGAAGUACAAAAAAAAAUUGGUAUCAAGUAUGUACAACAAUGUGUUGAGGAAUUAGAAAAAUCAAUUGAAGGACCACAACAGUUUUUUUAUCCAACAUCUUUAAACAAAAAAUUAAGGUUUGGUUUUAUAUUAACCAACUUUUAUAAACAUCCAAUUUCAACGAUCCUGGAAUACUUAAUCCAAAAGUACUCGUCCAAAGUACAAUUAUUUUUUUAUUCCGUAUCUUCAAAUGAUAAUAACCAAUCCUGGAUGAAGAAUGACAUAAGCUUUAAAAAAUUAUCACAUCUUAAUGUAAUUGAUGCUGCUAAAGUUAUAAAUAGUGAUGAAAUCCAUGUAUUAGUUGACAUGGGUGGUUAUACUAAGAAUUCCAUAAUUAAAAUAUUUGCUUUAAGACCGGCUAAAGUUCAAGUUUCAUGGUAUGGUUAUCCCUGUAUUAGUAGUAAUGUGGCGUUUAUAGAUUACUUUUUUGCACAUUAUUCAUUACUUUAUGAUAAAAAAUUGGCAAAUGAAAUAAAGGAAUUCAAUGAUAAAAUUAUAUUCUUAAAUUCAACUAUUUUUAUUGGCGAUCAUAAGGAGAAGUUUCCAAAUUUACUACAACGCAAUGUCAUGGAAAAUACAAAUAAUAUAUUGGAUCAAAAUAGUUUACAUCUUGAUGGAAACCAGAUGGAAACCAGUGAAAUUCCAGAUUUUAUAUCAUUUAAUAAAGCAUAUAUUGAAGAACAACCUUCAAAAGAAUAUGUGAGAGUUUUUUACAACUUACCGGAUAAUGUUGUUGUUUUUUGUAAUUUCAAUAAACUCUAUAAAAUAGACCCACUUAGUUUCCGUACAUGGCUAACUAUUUUAAAUAAUGUUCCUCACUCUGUACUAUGGCUUUUAAGUUUGAAUGAUGCUGCUGAAAACAAUUUAAGAAAAUUUGCUUCUGAUUUAAACUUUGAUUCAUCACGUAUCAUUUUUGCUGACUUAAUUCCUAAAUAUCAACAUUUGAAUCGAAUCCAGUUGGCUGAUAUUUAUUUGGAUUCAUUUUUAUACAAUGGACACAUGGCUUGCUUGGAUGCAUUAUGGGCCGGCAUUCCAGUGAUAACAUUUCCGGGAAAAAAACUUGUAACUCUUGUAACAAAUUCACAAUUGUUUUCAUUAGGGAUGAAAAAUUUGUUUGCUCAUAAUGAAAAACAAUAUAUUGAAAUCGCAAUACAAUUGGCAAUGAACAAACAAUUAUUGGAAAACGCUAAAAAAGGAAUUUGGAAUUUAAAAACCAAUAGUAAAUUGUUUAAAAUAGAUGGGUUUGUAAAUCAAGUUAUGGCAUUCUUAAUAAAGACGCAGACAUCUAAAAUUAUAAGAAUGUAG